CAUCCCACAGCUCCGUCGUCGAACUGGCCAAAAACCCUGCUCCUCCACGGCGAGCACGCCACUUUGCUAAACAUCGCGGCUCAUCCUGAAGUAAAGUUCCGUGAAACUUGGGACGUUCCCUGGGAAUGCGGGCUCGGCUUUGGGGUCGCGGAGUUGAUGAGUUACAUAUUCCUGAACAUUAUCUACCUACCUACACCCUGAAAACCUGGGAUGAAGAGGCGAAGAGAGAGUUUGUGGCGGAGAAAAAAAAGAGGGCGGGGGCGGUGUAUAGCGAGGAGGAAGUGGAUUAUAGGGGCAUGGUGAGCUGGGAGAGGGUGUUGAGUCGGUGUACGGGGAUGAGGGAGAGGGGGUUUGAUGUGCAUACGUAUCCGCAUCGACUGUUUUAUGGGGUGAGCGAGAGGGCGUUUGAUGGGACGAGGUGGGCGAGUCCUGGGGCUGGGAGGUGGUGGUUUAGGCCUGUUGUUCCGGGGAUGCCUGUGAGGGGAGGUGCUGGGGCUUAUUUGCCGGUUUCGGAGGAUGUUGAGAUGGUGUUGGGGUAUCUUCGUUUUAAAGGGCUACCUGCUGAACUUUCGCUUCAAGUUCUAGAAUUUGCGGGGUUCAAGGUAGAGAGGAGGCUACCGGUGGCGAAUGAUCCGCUGGAUGCGAGGAAUAGGGAGGAAUUGGUGAAGUAUUUGAGUUGGUGUUGGAAAGUGCUGGUUUGGGUUGAUGUUUUUAUGAGGGAGCAGGGAAUGGGAUUCAGUGGGAGUAUGAGAUUGCGGAGGUGGCGAGGGAGUUAUGGGGUGGUGGGAGAGGAGGUGGGAAGAGAAUGUGGAGGUAUUUACGUCCAGAUGAGGAGUUGGAGGAGGAUAUGAGGAUGGAUGGAGAUGAAAAUCAGGUUAAUAGGUUACAUUUGAAGUGGAGGAGAGUGGUUUUUGUUUGAAUCGCCCAGAGUUUUAGAAGGC
This is a messenger RNA of Mollisia scopiformis, 941 nucleotides long. RefSeq lists its product as uncharacterized. NCBI's taxonomy places the organism in Eukaryota, Fungi, Ascomycota, Leotiomycetes, Helotiales, Mollisiaceae. The record is from RefSeq and is a predicted model, not a curated record. Bases 126 to 851 code for a protein of 241 amino acids. The transcript has a single exon.